Colletotrichum karsti is the source of this 1944-nucleotide messenger RNA. RefSeq names its product calcium calmodulin dependent protein kinase. The coding region runs from base 1 to 1944 and encodes 647 amino acids. Gene Ontology annotation, cellular component: cytoplasm. The transcript has 7 exons. The record is from RefSeq and is a predicted model, not a curated record. Lineage: Eukaryota; Fungi; Ascomycota; Sordariomycetes; Glomerellales; Glomerellaceae. Gene Ontology annotation, biological process: intracellular signal transduction; protein phosphorylation. Gene Ontology annotation, molecular function: protein serine/threonine kinase activity; ATP binding.
AUGUCUGAGCCAGGCGACCCUCAGACCCCGCCGACGACGGCCAUGGCCUCGACGACCCUCUCCACCACCGGCAGCUUCCCCUCGCCUACCAUCGCAGUAGGUUUUCACGGCGAAGGAGGUGUUGAAGCUCGCCCGUCGCUCGCCGCCCAUAUAUCCGAUUCGGCCGCCCAGCCGACAAAGUUCCAGAGUCCCAUGAGGCAUCACCGUCGAACACCCUCUGCCCAUCGCGAGGUCAAGGAAACCCUCGACGCCGUGACUGAGUAUGGCAGCGAGGGCCAGGAUGGACGGAGUAAUCACCGCAUCAACCAGUACAUCAUAAAGCAGGAGAUCGGCAGGGGCUCCUACGGUGCUGUCCACCUCGCGACCGACCAGUUUGGCACCGAAUAUGCUGUCAAGGAGUUCUCCAAAGUUCGGUUGCGCAAGCGGGCGCAGUCCACUAUGUUGCGCCAAGGUGCUCGCCGACCCCAACGGUUCGCUCGUGUAAGCCUCAACGCGCCCUUGUCGGCGCAUUUUGGAGAUUUCCAGGAGAACAAGACCACCGCGAGCGCCAGCGACGCCCUGUUCUUCAUCAGAGAAGAGAUUGCCAUUAUGAAGAAGCUGAACCACCCGAACCUCGUACAACUGAUCGAGGUGCUCGACGACCCGGAGGAGGACUCGUUGUACAUGGUCCUGGAGAUGUGCAAGAAGGGCGUAGUUAUGAAGGUCGGCCUGAACGAGAAAGCCACCCCCUACAGCGAGGAUUCUUGCCGUUACUGGUUCCGAGACCUGAUUCUCGGCAUCGAGUAUUUGCACGAACAAGGCGUCAUUCACCGUGACAUCAAGCCGGAUAACCUCCUCCUGACUGAGGACGACGUUCUCAAGGUUGUGGAUUUCGGAGUCUCAGAGAUGUUCGAGAAGCCCGGAGAUGGCAUGAUGACUGCCAAGUCAGCCGGCUCGCCCGCAUUUCUUGCCCCUGAGCUCUGCGUAGUCAGACAUGGCGAUGUGGAUGGUAAAGCCGCCGACAUCUGGUCCAUGGGUGUUUCGCUUUACUGCCUGCGCUAUGGCAAGAUUCCUUUCGAACACGAUGGCGUGCUGGAAAUGUACGAAGCCAUCAAGACCGAGUCUCCGAGCAUUCCCGACGACGAAAACCCCGACUUCGUAGAUCUUAUGAACAGAGUCUUGGAGAAGGAUCCCAAAAGCCGCAUCCCGAUGACCGAAUUGAGGGACCAUCCUUGGGUCACGAAAGGUGGCGCCGAUCCCUUGCUGUCCAAGGAGGAGAACUGCUCAGUUCUUAUUGAGCCCCCAAACGAGCUCGAGCUGAACCGCGCUUUUACGCGGAAAAUGAAUCAUCUCCUCUGUGUGAUGAAAGCGAUCCACAAGUUCAAGACUAUCCUCAUCAGGCGGAGACAAAGACUCAAACCUGAAGCAACCUCGCCAAGGGAUGACGGCAGUAAUCAGCCGUCCAACCAAGACAGGGAUGCAGCUCGAGAAGCAGAAAUCGAAGCCCUCGUCGCAAAACGUCGCGAGUUCUUGAAGAAGCAAGGAGGCGGCGAUGCUCAGAGCGGCGAUACGAACGAAAGGUCCGAUAAGGAACCGCUGAUCCUUGGUAUCGGCCUCGGUGCCAGAGACGAGUUCGACAAGAACGAGCCGUCGGCAGGUGCCGUAGCCGAGUCGCCGACCAACGUAGACUUCAACAUUUACGACAAGGCGUACGAGGCCGAGGUGGAGCGCAUCAUGUCGAAACCGAAGAGACAAACGACCAUGUACCUGACGCGGUUUGUCAAGGAUCGCGAACACUACAAGGAGGUCGCCAAUGUCAUUGAGGGGACGUCCGCCGCCGUUACACCAGCCGGAACACCGAAAUUUGAUACCCACCAGGCGGCAUCGAAGGGCCGGUUUGCGGACUUGGUGUCCAGCAUGACGGGCAAGGGCAAAGCUGCUGAGGCCGAGGACGAGGAGAAGUAG